AUGAUUCUGGAUAAUACUCUCGCUAUAGUGUUCGGAAUUGCAUCAAUCAUCAUACCUACCAUCACAGCUAUUAUUUUGAGCCACCGUUCCUCAACACACAACACAUCACAUGACCUCGAGCAACAUGUAUACCAACCCCCCCGAGAAUACAUGGUAAUGGAGGAAUUCCAUUCAAUACGCCGCUGGCAUGCGCAACGAUAA
Molecule: messenger RNA, 201 nt
Organism: Botrytis deweyae
Lineage: Eukaryota; Fungi; Ascomycota; Leotiomycetes; Helotiales; Sclerotiniaceae
Exons: 3
Coding region: 1-201 (66 amino acids)
Source: RefSeq, a predicted model, not a curated record